AAGCCAUCAUGUGCAUGAUUUGUUAAUUAAUGUAGAGAACCAACCAUGGGUCAAUACUCAAUUCAUCAUCAGCUUGUGGCCAUAGUCUCAUUAUUUAUCCUUUUGCUUCCAAAUAUCCAUGGGUGGGGAGACGAUGGGCAUGUCAUUGUUUGCAAGAUUGCACAGGCUCGCCUCAGUGAAGCAGCUGCAGAGGCUGUGAAGAAACUGCUGCCAAUAUCCGCAGGAAAUGAUUUGUCCACAAAGUGUUCUUGGGCAGAUCAUGUUCAUCAUAUCUAUCCUUGGGCCUCUGCUUUGCACUACGCAAAUACCCCAGAGGCCCUCUGCAGUUACAAAAACAGCAGGGAUUGUGUAGAUUACAAAAAAGGAAUUAAGGGGCGAUGUGUUGUGGCUGCGAUUAACAAUUACACAACGCAGCUCCUUGAAUAUGGCAGUGACACUAAAUCUAGAUAUAACCUCACGCAAUCUCUAUUCUUCCUUUCACAUUUUAUGGGGGACAUCCAUCAGCCUCUACAUUGUGGCUUUCUCUCAGACAAUGGAGGCAAUGCAAUUACUGUUCGCUGGUACAAAAGGAAGCAAAAUCUCCACCAUAUUUGGGAUAGUACCAUACUUCUGACAGAAGUCGACAAAUUUUAUGACUCUGACAUGGACGAGUUCAUCGAUGCACUUCAACAGAAUAUUACGAAAGUAUGGGCCGAUCAAGUAGAAGAAUGGGAGAAUUGCGGUGAUAAGGACCUUCCAUGCCCAGCUACAUACGCAUCUGAAAGUACCAUAGAUGCCUGUAAAUGGGCGUAUAAAGAUGCCACGGAAGGAUCCGUACUAAAUGAUGAUUACUUCCUGUCACGUUUGCCAAUAGUCAAUAUGCGGUUAGCUCAAGCAGGAGUUCGAUUGGCUGCAAUUCUUAAUCGUGUUUUUGAGAAAAAGUUGGCAAUGUCCAUCUAGUUUAUUGGAAGAGAAUGAGUCGACAAUUUGUUUAAUUAAUAAAAAAUAACAAAGUGCCGACUAAUUUGUAAGCUUAAUUAAUAUCUAGGCUUUGUGAUUUGAGUAAAAUGUCGAUGUAAGCGAAUAAAGAAAAUAAAGUCAGAGAGUGAAGUCAGUAGUAUGCUAAGCGAUGAGGUGUUAGAAUAAUUUGCAAGGCUAACAGAUUAGAGAUCAUGCUUUCAAGUUUCAAUGUACCAAAUAAAAGAAAAUAGUGUUCCUGCGUUGAUUUCUCGUGCA
Messenger RNA from Glycine soja, 1215 nucleotides. Its product is annotated as endonuclease 2-like. Gene Ontology annotation, biological process: DNA catabolic process. The record is from RefSeq and is a predicted model, not a curated record. The coding region runs from base 46 to 939 and encodes 297 amino acids. Lineage: Eukaryota; Viridiplantae; Streptophyta; Magnoliopsida; Fabales; Fabaceae. The transcript is spliced from 9 exons. Gene Ontology annotation, molecular function: nucleic acid binding; endonuclease activity.